UUAGUUUCUUACUGACAUUUGGUCCAAACACUCCGCGACGAAACAUUUCUGUCUGACCGGUGCGAUUCGACAACAAUGUUAGAUUUGUGAUAUUGUUAUUAUUUAUUUAUUUACUUAGUACAUCUAUCGCUGUUUUUUUGGAACGGUAUGUUUGUUUGUUGCUGGUGAUACAUUUUCGUGCGGAAACCACCAUGACGGUGGUCGUACAGCGGCGACAACAACAACAACAGCAGCAACACAGACGACAUCAGACUUUUUGAAGCGAAUCGGAAAAAAAAAUCCCCUAGUCAGAGGGGGGAAAUUUAAUUUUGUUAGACCCAAGAGAGAGCACGCAAUGAAAAAUGUGAAAAAAGUUUAUACAUGCUAUCUUCCUGAAUUAAAAAUCACUGAAAUUAAGAAACCACAAAGUGAAUAACCAGAAAAAAAAAUUGCCAACCAACACCAGCCAGUUUUAUACGACGAAACAUAGACGACUCGACUCCUUCAAUCGAUAUGUGAAAUUCCAAAAGCAAAAGGUGUUUUCCCCAAAACGAAAAAGACGAAGAAGCUAACGGUCUGUCGCAGAAAACCCUUAAAUAAAAACCCUCAUUAAUUUUUUUAAAACACAGAAUUUUUAAGAGAACUAACACAAAUCUACAAUUUUUUAUUAAUUAAAAAAGAAAAACCACAAACGAAAAGCCCCACAAUUUAAAAGAAAAGAAACUCGCCCAGAAAAAAAACAGCAGCAACAAAAACAACAAAUUUUCUAACUUUUUAUACCAUUCUACAUUCAUACUAUGUAUGUACACACAUACAUACUCUUAUGUACAUGCAAAGGAAAAAAUCAAAAUUUAUAUCAACUAAGCAAGCACAACCACCAACCACAGCCACAUAAAGAAGACGACGAAGGCAAGCGCAGCAAUUUUGAAGUUACAUAAAAAUAAAGGAGCGAACAACAAUAACAGCAACACCAAGAACAACAAGCACAACAGCAACAACAACAACACCAAGAAACAACUACGAAGAAACAAGCGAACAAAAGUCGUGAAGCACAUUUCCUUCCUUGGUCCUUUCUUUGUGCUGGAAUCCUUAUUUUUAAACCAAGAACCCAUUCAUCAUCCAUCGUCGUUCCACCAUCACCAUCAUUAUUGUAACAAGGAGAAAAAGGUUAUUUCAUCAUCAAAUAAGUAAUUUUUAACGUAUCUAUCAAAAACUAUGGCCUGCGUAUGCGAAAUGAUAGGGCUUGCCUGUUUAGUGGCGCUCUUUAUGAGUUUCUCCAACAAAGCACCAUAUCAAUUGAAGAUGACCAUAUUUCUGAUUGGUAAUGGAAUCAUCGUACUUAUCUGUCUACCAUUUAUGUUCUUUAGACCGAGAGAUUACAGAAAUGCCCUCGGUCCGGCCUGGGGUUGCCGGCAACUGUGCAAGGCCUUGGGUGUAACCAUGGAAGUACGAGGCUUGGAAAAUAUACGCAAAGACCAUGGUAGUGUGGUUUUGAUGAAUCAUCAGAGUUCUUUGGACCUAUGCGUUCUCGCCUAUCUCUGGCCCGUCAUAGGCCGUGCCACCGUCGUAUCCAAAAGGGAAAUUUUAUAUUUACCAUUUUUCGGAUUCGGCUCAUGGCUAUGGGGCACACUAUUUAUUAACAGAUCUCGCAAAACGGAUUCCAUAAACGCCUUACAAAAGGAAUCGAAAGCUAUCAACGAAAGAAAUUGCAAACUAUUGCUCUUCCCCGAGGGAACACGUAAUUCUAAGGACACCUUGCUGCCUUUCAAAAAAGGAUCCUUCCACAUUGCCCUCCAAAGUCAAUGUCCAAUCCAGCCAGUGGUUAUCUCCAAAUAUUGGUUCUUAGAUGGCGAAAAUAAAAUCUUCCGACCUGGCCAUGCCAUCAUUAAUAUCCUGCCCGAGAUCCAAACGGCUGGAUCCAAGAAAGAAGAUAUGGAUGCGAUUAUUGAGAAAACACGCAACAUCAUGCAAUCAGAGUAUACAAAACUUAGCCAAGAAGCCAAGGCACUAAAUCCCAAAAAGCAUGUCUAGUUUCACGGCAUGCCAAAUGAACACCGAACAACCGCAUAAAAGAGCUCUAGUUGUAUCUCAGGUAUUGCACGAUAUUCCUACUCUAAACAAACAAACAAACAAACAAAAUGAAAAUCAGCUAAAAACGAAGACGAUGACGAAAAUGGCGAUGAACACAAACAAUUUCGUAUUUACAAGCAAGUACUUCAAAUACUGCUACAGCAUACAACCAACCACAUUAGAUUUAAAAUAUCAUUUUUUUCUUUCGGACUUUAUUCCUAACGCUUGAAGAUCGAAAUGAGAAGACAACUGAAACCAACUUCUUGUGUGUAGAAAGAUUAUUUUAUUGUUUUUAAGUUAUUAUUAUUAUUAUUAUUACUUAGGUAUUGUAUUUUCUAAAUGUAUGAAAUAUACAUAAUCCAUACAUAGUAAAUUUAACAAAUUGUAUUAUAAUAAAUGCGUUAAAAAAACAAAGGCAAACAUGAAAUUCAAAUAAAACAAACAUGGUUAAAAACUUGA
Molecule: messenger RNA, 2508 nt
Organism: Stomoxys calcitrans (stable fly)
Lineage: Eukaryota; Metazoa; Arthropoda; Insecta; Diptera; Muscidae
Gene: Agpat2
Product: 1-acyl-sn-glycerol-3-phosphate acyltransferase alpha
Exons: 4
Coding region: 1195-2010 (271 amino acids)
Biological process (GO): phosphatidic acid biosynthetic process
Cellular component (GO): membrane; endoplasmic reticulum
Molecular function (GO): 1-acylglycerol-3-phosphate O-acyltransferase activity
Source: RefSeq, a predicted model, not a curated record